This is a messenger RNA of Dentiscutata erythropus, 250 nucleotides long. NCBI's taxonomy places the organism in Eukaryota, Fungi, Glomeromycota, Glomeromycetes, Diversisporales, Gigasporaceae. The record is from the annotation of a GenBank genome assembly.
CUAGUCAAAUUCCAGCAGAAUUUGAUAGGAUGAAUAAUAUUUUAGAAAUAUGCAAUUGGCUGGUAAAACAUCCAUCUAUAUUGCAGUUAGCCAACCAAAUGUAUACGGCAUCCUCAUUAUCAAUGAAAAAUAUUGAAACUUUUAAUGAAUCGUCAAUGCCUUCAUCUGCAAUUUCAUCAAAAAUAAAUAUAAUAGAAGCAAGAUUUCCACCGGCAACAUGUAUCGAUGAAUUUGUUAAGAAAAUAUUUGG